CUUUUUUGAAAUGCACACAGUUCCAAUUUGAUACAGUUUUCGAACGAAAAUGUUUCUAGAAAGUGCGAUUCUGUGUCUUUUUGUCGUUUUGAAAACAAGUUGCGGGGGUUUGUUAACGAACGACACUACAUACGACGAUGGUGAAUAUUUUGAAGUGGGGAAUCAUUUGGCUUAUGGGAGAAGUAGCCGCUCGCCAUGGAAUUAUGGUUCGCCGCCAUUGUACUUUGAUUGGAGAGACAGAGACAUGGUCGGUCCUGUCAAGAAUCAAGGGCAAUGCAACGCGUGCUGGGCCUUCGCCAUUGCAGCGAACAUUGAGUGUCAAUUAGCCAUUUAUCUCAACGAAAAAGAGCAGCUUUCAGAACAAUUUUUAAUGGACUGCCUUCCUGGUGACGCUGGAUGUGGACCAUACUCUAUGCUUAAGGCAUACAGCUACAUAACAUCAGUCAUAGGCGGAGUGGUUCGUGACACCGAGUAUCCCCACUACAUGGAACGACCAUCCAACUGUUCAUGGUCGCGGCCACCGCCGAUUCCGAGGCCUGUCACGGGGUUCCGAAGAGUGGCAUGUGAUGAAAAAAAAAUGGUCAUGGAUCUCUUUGCCUAUGGACCUCUAAGUGCUGCGAUAAACCCGGCAACCAUGAACAAGUACCAUGGACACUACAUAGACGAGCCCACGGAAGAGCAGUGCUCAUCAGAUUCCUCCCAAAUGACCCAUGCGGUCUUAAUCGUCGGAUACAAUGUUUACAUGGACCCGAAUGGCCCCAGCACCCGAACAGUACCAUAUUGGAUUAUCAAGAACUCCUGGGGUGACACCUGGGGUGACAAUGGCUACUACUAUUUGGUGCGCGGGCGCAACGCGUGCGGCAUCGCCAACGAUGUUUCCUUAGCUUUUGUUGAUUGAUGUGAAUAAAUAAAGGUGACAGUGGUUUCGGGAUUUUUUGCGACAAGGUACUCAUAGUUUAACAUACUUAAAGGGAAAUAUUAAACAGAUCUUAACAGA
Pectinophora gossypiella (pink bollworm) is the source of this 997-nucleotide messenger RNA. Its product is annotated as putative cysteine proteinase CG12163. Gene Ontology annotation, molecular function: cysteine-type endopeptidase activity. Lineage: Eukaryota; Metazoa; Arthropoda; Insecta; Lepidoptera; Gelechiidae. The record is from RefSeq and is a predicted model, not a curated record. Bases 50 to 898 code for a protein of 282 amino acids. The transcript has 5 exons. Gene Ontology annotation, cellular component: lysosome.